Messenger RNA from Rana temporaria (common frog), 2066 nucleotides. RefSeq names its product solute carrier family 49 member 3 (gene SLC49A3). The transcript is spliced from 10 exons. Gene Ontology annotation, biological process: transmembrane transport. Lineage: Eukaryota; Metazoa; Chordata; Amphibia; Anura; Ranidae. Gene Ontology annotation, cellular component: membrane. Gene Ontology annotation, molecular function: transmembrane transporter activity. The record is from RefSeq and is a predicted model, not a curated record. The coding region runs from base 164 to 1633 and encodes 489 amino acids.
UUCCUCCUCCUCCUCCUCCUCAGUGCCAGACACUCGCCACAGGAGCACACACUCAGCACUCUGUGUGCCUCUCUCUCCUAUCACUGACCAUUCAUUGUUCCAGGAAGCUAGCCCCAUCCCGAGCAGCACGAGGAGCUGUCUGACAACACAACUUUAUUAUCCCAUGGCAGAGAGCAGUGAGGAGCCAGGGCUGUGUGAUAAUACCUGUGGGGCACACAAUGAAGAGCAGCUCCUCGACCCACAGGCUGACAGGUGCCAGGCACUCAGGAAACUCAUCCACUAUAAACUCUACAAGAUGCGCUGGUAUUUCCUAGCUGUGGUGUGCCUACUCAAUGCUUCCAAUGCCAUGAUUUGGAUCACUUUUGCUCCGGUGGCCGAUUUAACUGCAAGCUAUUUUAACUGCUCUGUGGACACAGUUAACUACCUUUCCCUUGUCUACCUCAUUGUAUCGAUACCUAUUGGUUUUGUUGCUUCAUGGCUCCUGGACACUCUGGGGUUAAAAUAUGCUGUGAUCCUCAGUUCUUGGCUGAACAUGUUGGGUAGUAUAAUACGCUGUCUUAGUGUAGCAGAAUUCAUCAAUAACAAGCAGAGUCCUUUUAUUUUUUUAUUUUUGGGUCAGAGUCUUUGUGCAGUGGCACAGCCACUUGUCCUGUUUGUGCCUGCCAAACUUGCUGCUGUGUGGUUCCCAGAGCACCAGCGAGCUACAGCAAAUAUGAUUGCUUCCAUGUCAAAUCCGUUUGGCAUAUUUUUAGCAAACGUACUGUCCCCCGUAAUUGCUUCCAAGGUUCAAUACAUUCCAGUAGUAAUUGGAGUCUAUGGCAUACCUGCUGUAUUUGGUUGUAUGUUAGCAACGGCAGGGAUUUCUGAUAAAGCUCCUCCAACACCACCAUCAGCCAGUGCAAUGCAUUCCACCUCUGAGACAUUCUUUGCUGGUUUGAAACAGCUCUUGAAAAAUAAAGCAUACAUUAUCCUAAUGAUUUGCUUUGGAGCGGGCCUGGGUAUCUUCACAGCCUUUAAUUCAUUCUUGGAACAAAUACUGUGCUUCAGAGGAUAUCCAAAUUAUAUAUCGGGUUUGUGUGGGGCUCUGUUCAUUCUUGCAGGGGCUAUUGGAGCUCUGGUAUUUGGCCUUUAUGUUGACCGGACAAAGAAGUUUACAGAAGUUGUCAAAAUAUGUUUUGCUUUGACGGCAUUGUCAUUAACAGCAUUUGCUGUGGUAUCAAAUUUGAGGGACCAACCUGUUCUGCUGGCAAUUAUAUCUUCUUGUCUGGGCUUUUUUUGUUUUGGACAAUAUCCAAUUGCAAUGGAGCUAGCAGUGGAGUGUUCCUACCCAGUUGGAGAAGGAAGUUCGACAGGGUUGGCCUUUAUUUCUGGUCAGGUCCAGGGAAUAAUCUUCAUGGUGCUGUUUCAGAUGCUUGCCAAGCCUUAUGCUGCGCCUCCACUGUCUUCCUGUGGUGUGAAUCAGAUUGAAAUUUAUGACUGGUCAAUUUCAACUUUAGUAAUGGCUGGUGUAUGUAGCAUUGGAGCCUGCAUUAUGAUCAUCUUUUUUCAUACGGACUACAAAAGAAUAACAGCAGAAGCAGACUGUGAAGAAAGUGCUAUCAACAUAAAUGAUGGCAAUGAACCCCAUACGUAACUUGGACUGCAAGGUUACUAACUGAAGACCAAACAAAGGGAUAUUCAGGGAUAAUCUGAAUAUGAACUUAGAGCCCUGGCAAAACCUCUAUAGAGGCAUUUUACACAAAAGGAGACUUAGUCACUGACAGAUCUUUAAAAGCAGGAUGAAGGUAACGGAUAGUCAUUUUAAAUUGAGUUUUUAAUUAUAAUGUUUUCUGAUAGGAUUGAAAAUUGACUGCUUGUAAUUCACUUUAUUGUUAAAAUGUCAGUUUAUGUGCACAAAGGUACACCAAAUUGCACUUUAAAAGGGGAAUUUGCCAAAUGGUGAAUGGUAUACCCUGUACAUAGCUCUAGGAGGAGGAGAGAACUACCAUGCAGAAAAAGUGUCUCCAAAUUUGUGUUGCCAACAUCCCUAAAAUUAUAGACUGAACAAAAGUUACAUCCCCCCCCCC